AGAGAGACAGACCAUCAAACACAACCCUGCUUCUCAUGAACAUGAGUGACCAAACUGUACUAGAUUCUCAGACGAUGGCAGAGAAUGACAGCCAAUCAAACCAGACUUGUGAUGUUUUCAUUUACAAGGAGUCUGCACGGAUCCUCUUUCCACUUUUCUACAGCCUGAUUUUUGUGAUCAGCGUGGCAGGUAACUCCCUGGUCCUCUGCAUCACCUGUCAGAAAAAGCAGAAGAUGAACUCCACCACAAUAUAUCUGAUCAACCUAGCCAUCUCCGAUGCCCUUUUCACAUUGGCUCUGCCUGGCAGGAUCAUCUACUACAUCCGUGGCUUUGACUGGCCUUUUGGAGAUUUCUUGUGCCGCCUGACUGCCAUGAUCUUCUACAGCAAUACCUAUGUAAGCAUCGCUUUCAUGACCUGCAUAAGUGUGGAUCGCUACUUAGCCAUGCUGCACCGUCAGCGCUGUCAAAGACUGAGAAAAACCAAAGUCGUGAAAGCCGUCUGUGUUCUGGUAUGGGUGGUGGUUCUUCUUGAGACAUCACCACUGCUUUUCAAGAGCAUCAUGGAAAACAGACGGACUCAUCGAACGUGCAUGGAGUUCUCCAAUUUUGACAGCAAGAGAAUGGCCUACGUUCUUCUGUUCGCUUGCGUCAUUGGGUUUUGCAUGCCAUUGGGACUCAUCCUGUGCUCCUACAGCCAAGUCAGCUGCAAACUCUACAAGACUGCCAAGGAAAACCCUUUGACUAACAGGUCUGGGGGCCACACCAGAGCCAAAAAUAUGAUCUUACUCAUUCUGCUCAGCUUCGUGGUGUGCUUCAGCCCCUACCACAUUAACAUCAUGCAGUUUGUCGUGAGAAGGCUUUACCACGAGCCCUCUUGUGAAGAGUUAAAGGCUUUGAAAUUGUCCCUGCAGGUAACCGUUGCCAUGAUGAACUUAAACAGCUGCCUUGACCCUAUUAUUUACUUUUUUGCCAUCAAAACGUACAAGCAGAGAGUCAUGAGUCUUUUUAAGAGCUACAUUUCCAUUUCGGCAGCCUCCAAAAGCCUGCAGGAUAACAGCAGCAGUAACACAUGAGGGAUGAUAUUAUACAUAAAAACAACAACUGAUGGUGCAGACGGCAGAGGAAAUAAUUGAAUAUGUGUGAAAUUGCGGUUGAGCUGUAGAGUCUAGAGAAAGCUAAUAUUUUGGGGCAACUUCACACAACGUUAAUUGUCGUUGAUUAUGAAAAUUACUGACAUUUGUUUGACUUUUUAAAAAAAUAUUUUGGCUGACUACAUGCGUUUUAAAAUGAAGUUAUCACUUGUAUGUAUUAAUAUCUGAAUAAAUAUGUGAAGUUCUUUCAAUUAAAUGAAUAAAUGUGUGACUGGAUUGUCUUUUUAUUUUACUUGGUAGUGUGGUGGUGUAGAAAAUAAUAAUUAUAUGGAAAAGUACCACAUAAAGGUCAAAGAAACCAUCAGACAGUUCCAAGUAAUGAUGAGUGAUUUAGGUGUAUGUUAAUAUCUACUGACAUUUUUACAAGCUGCUCUAUGAAUGCAAACUGCAUUUGCUUUAAAGAGGCUCACAAAGUGUAUGUAACAUUUUAAAGAACAUAACGAUAUUUCCCA
Molecule: messenger RNA, 1603 nt
Organism: Danio aesculapii
Lineage: Eukaryota; Metazoa; Chordata; Actinopteri; Cypriniformes; Danionidae
Exons: 2
Coding region: 36-1073 (345 amino acids)
Biological process (GO): G protein-coupled receptor signaling pathway
Cellular component (GO): membrane
Molecular function (GO): G protein-coupled receptor activity; oxysterol binding
Source: RefSeq, a predicted model, not a curated record